Molecule: messenger RNA, 1272 nt
Organism: Beta vulgaris subsp. vulgaris (sugar beet)
Lineage: Eukaryota; Viridiplantae; Streptophyta; Magnoliopsida; Caryophyllales; Amaranthaceae
Product: flavonol 3-sulfotransferase
Exons: 1
Biological process (GO): sulfation
Cellular component (GO): cytoplasm
Molecular function (GO): sulfotransferase activity
Source: RefSeq, a predicted model, not a curated record
AGCCUUCGUUCCUCACUAUAAACAAGAGAAUUAAAAUAGUUACCCUGUGAAUCCAAAUAUCAACAUGAAUCCUUCCAUCAUAAAUCAAAAUGAAAAUCAAAGCAAUGAAAAGAUACAAGAAGUCCAAGAAGAGGAAGUUGAACAGCUCAUCCAAAGCCUUGAAAAGGCAAAUUCUUCUAUAAGUCGUAAGAUGGAGCUGGUAAAAUACCAAGGCUUCUGGUCUCGUUGUAAUGGCCUUAAGAGUAUCCUCCAUUACCAAAGACACUUCCAAGCUCAUGAUUCUGAUAUUAUUGCUGCAAGCUUUCCGAAAAGCGGCACUACUUGGUUGAUUUCUUUACUCUUUUCUAUCGUCAACCGAGUUAACCUUGAACAUCAACCCUUAGAUAAGAAAAGCCCUUUGCUUGACCAUAAUCCACACUAGCUUGUUUAUCAUCUAGAACAUGGUGUUUAUGGUGAAAAUCCCAUCCUUCCAAAUCCCAACCAACUUGAUGAACUCCCUUCACCAAGACUUUUCUAUACCCAUAUUCCAUAUGCUUCCCUUCCUGAAUCCAUCAAAACUUGAUCAUGUAAGAUCUUGUAUAUUGCUCGAAAUCCUUUGGAUGUUAUUGUUUCUCUUUACCACUUUUACAUAAACAUCUUUAAGAAAACAAUUGGAGAUCAAGAUUUUAAACCCCCUAGUAUAGAGGAUUUCUUUGACGACUUUUGUGAAGGGAGAGUUGCAACUGGGCCUCAUUUCGAUCACGUAGCUGGAUCUUGGAAGCAGAGUCUCGAGCAGCCAAGUAAGGUGUUAUUUCUUAAGUACGAGGAUUUGAAGGAGAAUCCCACUUUCUAUACAAAGAAGGUGGCUGAGUUUGUGGGUUUUCCAUUCUCUCCUCGAGAGGAAAGUGAAGGUGUCAUUGAUAAUGUUUUAGAGUUGUGCAGCAUAAAAAAGCUUAAGGAAUUGGAAGUUAACAAAAACGGGGCUAUGAACAAGUAUGUUGACAAGAGCAACUACUUUAGGAAAGGAGAGGUGGGCGAUUGGACCAAUUAUUUCACCCCUCUUAUGGUGGACAGAAUGAAGAAUUUGAUGGAAGAAAAUUUUGGAGGCAUUGGUUUGUCCUUCAAACUGCUUCUCAAUUAGCAGUAAUUUAAAUAUCAGCUCAAAUCUAAUGCUCCAUAUAUAUCACCUAUGUUUUUAGUAAAUAAUUGUUACACUUUCCUUUUUGGAUUGUUUUUAUUUAAUUGUUACAGUCUCGUUUUAUCUAUAUAUGGUUACAUAUCACAUUGUAUUUA